Molecule: messenger RNA, 2921 nt
Organism: Medicago truncatula (barrel medic)
Lineage: Eukaryota; Viridiplantae; Streptophyta; Magnoliopsida; Fabales; Fabaceae
Product: probable methyltransferase PMT24
Exons: 9
Coding region: 358-2625 (755 amino acids)
Cellular component (GO): cytoplasm; endosome; trans-Golgi network
Molecular function (GO): methyltransferase activity
Source: RefSeq, a predicted model, not a curated record
GGCAUGAUUAUUAGUUGCUGUAAUUGUCAGAAAAAACAAUUUGCAGACAAACCGCUGUUGUCACAAAUGAAACUGAAGCUGCUAGCACAACACAAUACAACUGUCUCUCAUGCUUUACUUCAUAUUUCAGCUACUUCAUAUCAACAUACACACUGUUCUUUUUUUCUUCCAAAAAUCUCUUAACAACUUUCUCCUUCUAAAUUAUAAAUCCAUAUUCCACAAAAACAUCAUUGUACUUCUGUCUGGUUGUAACAAUAGAACUGAAUCCAAUUCAUUCAUUCUCAGAUGUGCUCUACUGUGUUGGUUGGAUGACAUAUGAAGGUGCAUUUAUCUUGUAAUAGAAGUAACUAAGAAUAAAUGGCACUAGUGAAGAAUUCCCGAGGAGGGGACGGGAGGAACUCAUCAAAUUACUGUUCAACGGUUCCAGUAGCUGUGUUUGUUGCAUUUUGUUUAGUUGGUAUAUGGAUUGCGAUGUCAUCCAUUGUUCCACUUCAGGAUUCAGUCAUGGAGGUAUCCGAGACGAUUAAUGAGGUGAAAAAUAUAGCUAAUCAAACUGGUUCUAGGCAAUAUGAAGACAAGAUAGGGGAUACACCAAAUGAAUCAGCAAUGAGAGAUAACCUCACCCCGAUAUCUCAGAGCGAAAAUCGUUCAGAAUCUGCAGAAACAGAAAAACUUGAUGGUCAAAAUGAUAAUAACCAACUCAGAGGAUCAUCGGAAACUUUAGAUGAAAUUAAAUCUGACAAGAGCUUAGACGAUAGCAAAUUAGGGACAGAAAAUAGUGUCAGUGAAGUCUCACAACAAGAUGAGGGUGAGACUAAGAAGGAGGAAAUCAAGGAAAAUCUGCAAACAAAUACACAAGAUAGUACUGGAGAGAGUAACAUGGAAAGCCUUGAAAAUUCAAAAGAUGAAACUUUAAUUGAAGCUGGAACCAAAAAUGGAACCUGGUUAACUCAAGAUUCUGAGUCACAGCAUGACAAGGAUUCACAGAAGUCUUCGAUCUCUAUUGAUAGCAGCAAAUACGACUGGAAACUUUGUAAUACAACAUCGGGAUCAGAGUACAUCCCUUGUCUUGACAAUUUGAAAGCAAUUAAAAAACUUCAAAGCAUAAGUCACUAUGAACAUCGAGAGAGGCACUGUCCGGAUGAAGUUUCCACUUGUCUUGUUUCACUUCCGGAGGGCUAUAGAAGCCCAAUUAGGUGGCCCAAAAGCAGGGAAAUGAUAUGGUACAACAAUGCUCCUCACACAAAGCUUGUAGAAUCUAAGGGUCAUCAAAACUGGAUUAAAGUUUCUGGUGAAUACCUUAGUUUUCCUGGUGGUGGAACUCAAUUUAAGCAUGGUGCUCUUCAUUACAUCGAAUUCAUUGAGAAAUCUUUGCCUAAUAUUGCAUGGGGGAAGAGAAGUCGUGUCAUAUUAGAUGUUGGGUGUGGGGUAGCAAGCUUUGGUGGCUAUCUGUUUGAAAAAGAUGUUUUGACCAUGUCAUUUGCUCCUAAAGAUGUGCAUGAGGCACAAGUGCAAUUUGCACUGGAACGUGGAAUUCCUGCAACUUUAGGCGUCAUGGGCACCAAAAGAUUACCAUUCCCCGGUUCUGUCUUUGAUCUUAUCCACUGUGCCCGUUGUAGAGUCCCUUGGCACAUAGAAGGUGGAAAGUUACUCUUAGAGCUUAAUCGUGUCUUGCGACCUGGUGGUUACUUUGUGUGGUCUGCUACUCCAGUGUAUCAAAAGGAUCCAGAAAGUGUUGGCAUUUGGAAAGACAUGCGUACAAUUACAAAGUCAAUGUGCUGGGAUCUGGUGGUUAUUGCAAAAGACAGAUUGGAUGGAGUUGCAGCAGCAAUAUAUAGAAAACCAACCGACAAUAAAUGCUACGAGAGAAGACUGAAAAAUGAGCCACCAAUGUGUAGCGAAUCUGAUGAUCCCAAUGCAGCCUGGAACAUAUCACUACAGGCUUGUAUGCACAAAGUGCCAUUAGGUGAAUCAGAGCGUGGAACAAUCUGGCCAGAGCAAUGGCCACUGAGGUUGGAGAAACCACCUUACUGGUUAAACUCUCAGACCGGUGUUUAUGGAAGAGAUGCUCCAGUGGAAUUCACCGCUGACACCAGGCAUUGGAAAGUUGUUAUUUCACAUUCAUAUUUGAAUGGAAUGGGAAUCAAUUGGUCUUCGGUAAGAAAUGUCAUGGACAUGAAAUCUGUUUAUGGAGGAUUUGCCGCGGCACUCAGAUUGUUGAAAUUGAAUGUUUGGGUAAUGAAUGUGGUUCCAGUUGAUUCUCCAGACACAUUGCCUCUAAUAUACGAGCGUGGAUUAUUCGGUAUUUAUCAUGAUUGGUGCGAGUCGUUUAGUACCUAUCCUAGAUCUUAUGAUCUUCUCCAUGCGGAUUUUUUAUUCUCAGCACUUAAAGAAAGGUGCAAUAUUGUGGCAGUGAUUGCAGAAGUUGAUAGAAUGUUGAGACCAGAAGGAUACUUGAUAAUAAGAGACAAUGAGGAAAUAAUUGGUGAGAUAGAGAACAUGGCAAAAUCUCUACAUUGGGAUAUUCGGUCGAGUUAUGCUAAAAACGGGGAAGGUUUACUUUGCCUUCAGAAGACAUUCUGGCGACCAACAAAGGUUGAAACUGUUGUGUCGGCCUUUGCUUAAUUUUUUAUGCUUCAGCUUCACUUUUCACUCAUUGUUUUGGCAGAAUGGGUAUUUUCUUAUUCUUUACUUCUAUGUUUGUAUUAUUGAAGAAUGUCUUUUUUUUUUUUUUUUUUUUUUUUUUAACCUCCGGUUCCUAGGGGAAUGUGGCCCUAGUAAUCUGGAGUUCGGCCGAGAGGUAAGUAAAGCCGAUUCGUCCUAUGGGAGCUAUUGAAGAAUGUCAUUUGUAGAACUCUGUAAUGUAAUAUUUAUUUAUUAUUUUAAUGUAAAUAUAUAUGUGGUUUAUCAUUCUUUUGGCA